Dermacentor albipictus is the source of this 2322-nucleotide messenger RNA. RefSeq names its product 3'(2'),5'-bisphosphate nucleotidase 1. Lineage: Eukaryota; Metazoa; Arthropoda; Arachnida; Ixodida; Ixodidae. Gene Ontology annotation, biological process: phosphatidylinositol phosphate biosynthetic process. Gene Ontology annotation, molecular function: 3'(2'),5'-bisphosphate nucleotidase activity. The record is from RefSeq and is a predicted model, not a curated record.
CCACAAACAAUCAUGGCGUCGUGCGGUGCAGCUGGGACCGGCCCCCUCGUCCUGAGGGUGAUUUCAAACACCGUUAAAAUCGUUAACAGCGCUGGAAAAAUAAUCAAGGACAUCAUGAAUAGCGGGAAUCUCGGUAUCGUCGAAAAGGAAGGUAUCAACGACUUGCAAACCGAAGCAGACCGCUCCGUCCAGCGCUGCAUUGUGACCUCCCUUUCCCAGCAAUUCCCCAAGCUGACCAUCAUUGGAGAGGAGACACUAGAAGAGAAGAAAAUUAGUGACGACUGGAUCAUCACCGACCACGACAAGGAUGUCCUGUCAAUGACACUGCCCGAUGAACUCAAGAAUGUCAAAGAGGAAGAUCUUGUCAUUUGGGUGGACCCCCUGGAUGGGACUAAGGAGUACACACAAGGCUUUUUGGAUCACGUGACCAUACUGGUUGGGAUCGCGGUGCAGGGUAAGGCAGUUGGCGGUGUCAUUCAUCAGCCUUACUACAACUACCAGGUGAGGAGGAUUCAGGGCCCAAGGGAACACGAAGCCACUGCACGGGUGGAAAAGGAUGUCUACAAGCAAGGACGAACAAUGUGGGGGAUCGUCGGCGUCGGUGCAUUUGGCAUCAAGCGCACACCACCCCCUGCUGGCAAGAGGAUUAUCACUACAACACGUUCCCACUCGAGUCCAGUGAUCAACAGCUGCAUCGAGUCCAUGAAGCCGGAUGAAGUGCUUCGUGUCGGAGGAGCAGGCCACAAGGUGCUGCUCUUGAUUGAAGGCAAGGCGCACGCGUAUGUGUUCCCGAGCAACGGAUGCAAGAAGUGGGACACCUGCGCUCCGGAGGCAAUCCUCCACGCCACUGGGGGGCUCCUGACAGACAUCCACGGCAACCGGCUACAGUACCACAAGGAUGUCGAGCAUGUCAACGGUGGUGGCGUCCUCGCCACUUGCCUCAAGGAGCAGCAUGAGUGGUUCAAGAAUCACAUUCCUCCCGAUGUUGCCAAGACACUGCCCGUACCCACAACACAAUCCUAGCCACUGCCUAUUCCCUACAGGACAACAGGGCUGCAUUUAGAGCUCUAUUUCAUUCUGGAGUGCUGGCUCCUUCAGUUCUCCUAGCUUUGUACCAGUUUGUAGACCGCUUAUUUAGUCUGUUCUUGUGCUUUCAUUGGGAGUGGAGAAGGACGCAUGCUUAUAUUGUUUCUGUUAUGGGCUGUUCUGCGCAUUUGUUAGCUCCUUUCUUUUUUUUCUUCCCAAGCUCAGUGUAAGAUUGUAGAACCAGGGUACUUGGUUUUUGUCUGUACUUCGAGCACUGGUGAAUAUGCAGAGCUCUUAGCUACGCACAGCUCUUUAGCUCAGACGAAAGAGUUUGUCGGUAUGUGGAAAGGUUUAGCUAAGCAAGUCCAGAGCAUUGGCUACGUUAAAAAAAGUAUCAUGUAGGGUUUGUUGUGAAUAACAAGUUCUGAUGUACUAAAAGCUAAUAAUGAUAUGUUGAGGAAGGGAAUUAUCAGCACUAUAAGUUCUAUAACCAGUAUUUUAUGGUGUUAGCUAAGAGUAGUAUACCAUAAUUAUUUUCCAUGUAUGUUUAGUUUUUUGCUUUUAUGUAGUUUAGAUACUCUGUGCACUUCCUAGCUUUGUUGGCCCAAAUAUUGCUUUUCUAAUUUUCUUCAGGGCAAGAUGGCAAAACGUUGAAGCCAUUAUAACCUUUUUGAGUUAUCAGCAUGACUAUUUUUACGUGUGCAUUCCAUGAAACUCAUCAGCGUAAUUUUGAUACCGUUGAUAAGAAAACAAAGUAUCUUUAUUGGUUAUAUGUUACCAGUGAUGAGGAAGGAAAUACAAGUCUGCAGAAACAGUAAUAGCAACAACAGUGCUGAGUGUCAUUGUUGUGGCAAUGUUUUUAAUUUGUCAUUUUAUUUUGAGCCCGGUAUAUUUGUCUGGUGUUAGCCAUUGCAUUCAUUGAGUGUAAUAACAGGUGUUAAUAUAAUAGAGCUACUGUUGUGAGCAUCAAGUGGAGGGUGUGCAAGUUUUGUUGUUCUUACUACAUACUGAUUGUAGGUUGUUGUAAUAGCACAUUUCACGUAUCUAUUUUCAGAAUGACAGAGAAUUGGUAAAAUUAUACAUUGAAGUUGAUCUCUUUACGUGCAUUGAUGCCUUGCUGCAUGCUGAAAAUUGUCCCAAGACUUGUGCAAUAUUGUGCCGUUCUGAUGAACGUUAGAGUGAAAUUCGUAUAUUUUGUUGCACAAUUUAUUAUAGAAGGCAGGUGUACGAGUAUAAGAUUUGUUUAGAAGAUGUGCUUCAUCGCUGUACAUUUAAUAAACAGCAUUUGAAAUUUUU